Durio zibethinus is the source of this 612-nucleotide messenger RNA. RefSeq lists its product as uncharacterized. NCBI's taxonomy places the organism in Eukaryota, Viridiplantae, Streptophyta, Magnoliopsida, Malvales, Malvaceae. Gene Ontology annotation, biological process: mitochondrial respiratory chain complex IV assembly. Gene Ontology annotation, cellular component: respiratory chain complex. The record is from RefSeq and is a predicted model, not a curated record.
AAAAUACCUUCUCAGCACAAAAUCAAAUAAUCAAAUAAACAAUCUCUCUCUCUGUCCAGAAGGCUUGUUUUCUUCUUCAAAAUGGUGGAAUCUUUGGUGGAAUCUAAGAGCAAGUUUGAAUCUCUUAGAGAAUGGGUCGUUGAUCACAAGCUUAGAACUGUUGGGUGUUUGUGGCUUAGCGGUAUUGCGGGUUCCAUUGCUUACAAUUGGUCUCAACCCAACAUGAAAACCAGCGUUAAGAUUAUUCACGCUAGGUUGCAUGCACAAGCCCUUACAUUGGCUGCAUUAGCUGGUGCUGCAGUGGUUGAAUACUAUGAUCAUAGGAACAGACCCAAAGCUGAUCCAUAUGCAAAGUUCCUUCCAGUUGAUAGAUACUCGCACAAGGAGUAGAUGACUCUUGAUAUGACUUGAAUAAAUGUUUCUUAGGUCUAUAACUUACUCAGGUUAAUUAUUAUUAUUUUUUUGUUUAAAGGGCAUUAUUUUGCCCCUUCUCAUCACAUUCUUUUCAAUUGCUUUGGUUAUUUACAUAUAACAUACCUGUGGAGCUUGUAAGUGGAUUGAGAUAAAGUUAAACCCGAAUUUAGAGAAAUGAGUUCUUUUCAUCAUCGAUCA